Molecule: messenger RNA, 6797 nt
Organism: Oncorhynchus kisutch (coho salmon)
Lineage: Eukaryota; Metazoa; Chordata; Actinopteri; Salmoniformes; Salmonidae
Product: leucine-rich repeat and calponin homology domain-containing protein 2
Exons: 21
Coding region: 28-2487 (819 amino acids)
Cellular component (GO): cytoplasm
Molecular function (GO): protein binding
Source: RefSeq, a predicted model, not a curated record
GUUAUUAUUGUAAGAAUAAUUCCUCUUAUGAAAAUGGCGUCGAGUCAGGGAGGUGUGGGAGCUGUAACUGCUCUUCCAAACCAUCACUUAUCCAACGGACCUCACUGGAACCCGGGGAUCAACCAGCAUCAGCUCCACACGGCCCGGAGUUUAGACCGCGCUCUGGAGGAUGCUGUGUGCUCAGGGACGUUGAAUCUUAGCGGGAGGAAGCUGAGAGACUACCCUGGACUGUGCUAUGAUCUUACUGAUACAACGCAGGCAGAUCUGUCGAAGAACAGGCUCACAGAGAUUCCCCCAGAGGUGUGUCUGUUCGCCCCACUCGAGUCCCUCAACCUAUACCACAACUGCAUCAAAUGCAUCCCAGAAACCAUCAUCAACUUGCAGAUGCUGACCUAUCUCAACAUCAGCCGGAACCUUCUCUCAACAUUGCCAAAAUACCUGUUUAGCCUCCCCCUCAAAGUGCUGGUGGUGAGCAACAACAAGCUAGUGUCCAUCCCAGAGGAAAUUGGGAAGGCCAAAGAGCUGAUGGAGUUGGACAUCAGCUGUAAUGAGAUCCAGGUGCUGCCCCCUCAGGUGGGGAGGCUCCAGGCCUUACGGGAACUCAACAUCAGGAGGAACUGUCUUCACAUGCUGCCUGAGGAGUUGGCGGACCUGCCACUCACCAGACUAGACUUCUCCUGCAAUAAGAUCACAGAGAUCCCUCCUGUCUACAGGAGACUCAGGCAGCUGCAGCACAUCAUCCUCGACAACAACCCUAUGCAGUCCCCACCUGCACAGAUCUGCCUGAAGGGCAAGGUGCACAUCUUUAAGUACCUGAACAUCCAAACAUGUAGGUUGAAUAAGAAGCCUGACUCUCUGGACCUCCCCUCCCUGGGCAAACGCUGCCUUCCCCAGCCUCUGACCGACAGCAUGGAGGAUUUUUACCCCAGUAAGAACCACGGUCCUGACUCUGGUAUCGGCAGUGACAACGGGGAUAAAAGACUGUCUACGACGGAGCCUUCUGACGAUGACACCAUCAGCCUGCACUCUCAGGUCUCAGAGACGGCCCGUGCCGACGCGCUCUCUCUCCUCUCCAAGAUGGACUCAGGCAAAGAUCAGGAACCCUAUGACUUCAUCGAGCCCAACCCAGAGGAGGAUGCUGCCCUGUCAGAGGGGGACGGGCAGCAGAGUGGUGGACCCUACAUCUCCUGUAUAAAGGAAUUGGAGAAGGUUCUUAACAAGUCACACCAAAGCAAAGAUAAGGAAAGCUGGAAAGAGGAGUCUGGCUCUGAUAAAGAUCAGCUAGCUGAGGAGGAGGAAGAGGAGGAGGAGGAGGAAGAGCUGAAGGAGGUGCUGGACCUGAGGAAGAUUGCCGUCCAGCUCCUGCAGCAGGAGCAACAGAACAGACGACGAUCCUUAAUUUGUAGAGCAGAGAGUCUAAUUCAUCGAAGGAGGGUUGCCGGCCGUGCACACAGGUUCCUCAGUCACUCUGGCAGCUCUGGCAGCAAACAAAGGUCCCCCUCUCAGGCUAUCCGCAGUGCCUCUCUGGAUGAAGCGAGCAGUGGCACGUCAGUGCUGAGUGGUCAGGUAAGUACUUCCUGUCCUGUUUUCCACAGGGAACAUGCUACUCAUUGUUCCCAUUUUGUGCGAGUAAUACUACACCGUGGUCAUUGUUUUCAGUUCCCCUUUUUAAUGUGUCCGCGUGCGAGGCCUUGGUUUUGGUGUCUGGGUUUCACUCAUGUCGUUCACCUCUCUCUGUCUCUCUCUGGAAAGGACCCUGACUUCACAGACGACGACGACGCUUUCUCUGAGCCCUCCUCUUCAUGCUCCUACGAUGGCAGCCUGAAAUCCGAGUCAGACACGGAGCCAAAGUGGCCAGACGUUCCACCUGUACUCAACCAGAACGAGGAGCGCAGGAGGAACAAGUAUCUGAGGAAAGAUUAUCUGAAGAACAAGUGCCAGAGUGCCCGACGAAACUCCAGUGGGAACGACGAGUGUGAGGAGGUAUUGCGGAAUGCUGAGUUCAGCACCACCCUCACAGUGUUUGGCCUUAAACCAAGAUCAGCUUUUUGCCGAAGCAGCCGCCAGGAGCCGUCAGACCCCAGUUUCACCAUGAGGAGGAAGAUGGAGCACCUGCGGGAGGAGAUGGAGCAGGUUGGCCUCCUACGGCAGAACCUGGAGUCCAGACUGAAGGUCUUGCUGCCGGACGAUGUGGGAGCUGCUCUGAUGGAUGGCGUUGUCUUGUGCCAUCUGGCCAAUCACAUUCGUCCUCGGUCGGUGGCCAGCAUCCAUGUACCCUCGCCCGCAGUGCCAAAGCUUAGCAUGGCCAAGUGCCGCAGGAAUGUGGAAAACUUCCUGGAUGCCUGUAAGAAGCUGGGUGUGCCACAGGACAAGCUGUGUUUGCCCCACCACAUCCUAGAGGAGCGUGGGCUGGUGAAGGUGGGCAUGACCGUCCAGGCUCUACUGGAUCUGCCAGCCUCCAAGCCCACCCAGCUGUCUGCUGUCUAACAGCAGCCUGGACACUGCCUCCACCCUCCCUGUCCAGUCAAGCCAUUCACCCCCCAGCCCUACACCCCACAGAGGAGGGGACUUCCAGCCCGCUUCGCUCAUCACCAGCGAACCCUUAGGGGCGAGGGCCCGGGGGGUUGCAGGGAGUCCAUUGUCAGCUGAUUGAGCCAGGAGAAGGAGGGGUUAAUUCAGAUCCUCCCACCCUUCCUAUAUGAUGUCAGCUGGGACCCGCCUCCCAUCCCAUCAGAUUGUUAGCUUCUGUCAUGUCCUACCCUCAGGGGACCCUACUGUACUGUGUGUGUGUAGAGUACCAGUGUGACUGUCUGUGUGACCUGCACAGUGUGGACUUCAUGAGUGCUGGUGAACCUAAAGCCAGGUCAGAGGUCAGACUAAGGAGGGAAUCGCAGUGAAGAUGAAGACCUGUCUGUCACCAUGGUGAUAUUGACUGGCCCAUGGUCAGACACCAUUGAACCUAGUGGUGCCAACACUGAAGUCACUGGGUUUUCAAUUCUCGGUAUUAAAAUACAUUGGUAGUGAAGUGAUAGCUGUUUUAAAGGCAUGUACUCACUCUUUCACUCAGAGAACUUAACUGCAUGCUGGCCCACCAGCCAUACCACAUAACUCAAGUGGUCCUUAACCUCUUUGACUUUUCUUUUGUAGAACAAAUUAGCAUUCAAAUUGGAUUUUGAGUCAUAUUUGUACAAGAGCGUUGUGUUCUAUCACAGUAUAACUCUGUUUGAUAUCACAGAGGUAAAGCUUGGGAUGUCCUUAACAGUGCUUUACCUCAGAGGAGCCACCAGUAGCUAAACCCCAGUACACACACUUCUUAGAGUCUGCAUUUGACUAGAAUUAUUGUACUGUCAAUAACAGUGCUAUUUGGGGGAAGAAUGCUAAGUUUACUUUUAAAAGCAUGGUGUCCAUGAUUCAGAUGGAUCUUAAAACUGCCGCACAUUCGGAAAGAGACUUUCUCACCUGCAAAAGGUUGCUGAUGGUGUUGGUCUCAUGUCCAAUGACCCAUCUGUCUACUGCUCUGCUGUGGUGAAGGGAGGAUGUGGUGAAGGGAGGAUGCUCUGAGGUACUGCAGAUGGUUUUGAUAGCUCACCACACUGUACAGUAUACGAGAGAGCCAUCCCACUGUCACGGGACCUUCUGUCAAAUGCAGACCUAAAGACAUAAGACUACUGUGACUGCAUGUAGCUUUGAUUCGAACCACAUGUUCGUUUUGAAUAGUACUAGUUAAAAGCACAGGGGUAUGUAGUUGGGAUAUUGUACCAUAUACACUUACAAUCCUGAGAUUGUAUCUUUUGUCAUUUGAUGCAAUGAAAAAAAUGUUUUAUGUUGAAAUAUUUCAUCUUUAAGUUUACAACUUGCUCCUCUGGUUGGAUUCACAUCUGCAAAACGUCAAAUAAGGAAAACAAAAUAAGCAAUUAGGUGAUCCCAUAGAUUAAUCUUGACCAUUGAAAUAUUUUAUCAGGGAAACUAUUUAUCUAUUUAUUUUUUCUAUUUAUGUGCUUUGUUUGAUUGUGUUUCACCCCUGAUGACCCCCUUAAGUUAUGUGACAGGAGUUUUCAGCUCCAAACUUCUCCUGCUUUAAUGCUGCAUUUGUAAAAAAUACAAAUAGUGGGAAGUGGUAAUUUACCACCAUAGAGUUAGAUAGAGGACUCUAGAUUGAUAAAAACCUGUUCUGGCGUUGCCAUUGAGGGCUUCACCAUUUUUAAAGAAGUCAACUGGGUGGGACUUCCUUGUGGGUGAAGGAAGGAUCACAUCUUUCCUCCUGGGUAAUCUGGAGGGAUCAGCCAAUAAAUUAUACUCAUGAGCAAACAUUCCAUAACUCUAGGUGGCAGUAAAUUGCCAUCCUUGGCUUUAUACCUGUUCAAGCAACACACUCUAGAUGGCAGUAUGCACCCUUUCAGUUUGUUUACCAACCCACAGAAGUAGUAGAUCAAGAAAAUUGAAAAUGCCCGCUAUGGCGCUGCCCAUGCGCUCACAGAGGCCAUAAUGGAACAUGUACAAAGAUCUCUACGUUUACCACAAAGGACUAGGAAAAAUACAUUUGAACAGCCCUCCAACUGGUAAUUACUAGUGGAAAACUUGUCUCAUCCUUGAGUGGGAGGUAGGAAUUUACCAGUUGUGAAAUCGUAAAUACCAGUUGGAUGCAUUCACUUGCCUUGAUCUGGUUGAGAAACCCCCGAUUUGCUAAAAGACAAAAAGCUGUCUCAAACAUUAACUAAAAGUAUAGCUAUCAGGUUUGUAAACAAAUUAUAGUGUUUAAAAACCAUAUUAAUAUAUUAGCAUUUGGGUACGGUUUGUUCUUAGGUGUCUCAAAGUCCGAUUCAAUUAACCUCAAAUUGCAGGAAAUCUAAACCAUUGUUCCUGCUGCGAAUAGUUUCACUUAAAAGGAGUUUCAUUUGGUUUUCAUUUAGUACUGAUGGUCCUAUUAUUGCAAAUAUCCAUUCUUAACUUCAAAUUUGCUUUUGUGUGGGAUGCAGGAACAAUGGUAUUUCAAAUCAAAUGUUAUUAGUCACAUGCACUGAAUACAACAGGUGUAGACAUACAGUGAAAUGCUUACUUACGAGCCCCUAACCAACAAUGCAGUUUUAAAAAAAAUGCGGAUGGGAAUAAGAAAUAAAAGUAUCAAGUAAUUAAAUGGCAGCAGUAAAAUAACAACAGCGAGACUAUAUACAGGGGGGUACCGGUACAGAGUCAAUGUGGGGGGGGGUCAUGACAAAACCUGUCUUGGUAUGCUUGGACCAUGUUAGUUUGUUGUUGUUGUGGACAGCGAGGAACUUGAAGCUCUCAACCUGCUCCACUACAGCCCCCUCAAUGAGAAUGGGGGUGUGCUAGGUCCUCUGUUUCCUGUAGUCCACAAUCAUCUCCUUUGUCUUGAUCACGUUGAGGGAGAGGUUGUUGUCCUGCCACAGCCAGGUCUCUGCAAUGUCCGUUUUGAUUUAAUCAGUGUUACUGAUAAAUAUCUAACUCCUUACUCAUACUGCUGUUUAUGUUGCCAAUAACACUGUUGUUCCCACUCCCAUGUCUAUCUGUUUUUUUACUGUCACUUUGCCAAUGAAGCUCAUCUCUUAUUUUCUGUGUGUGUGUGUGUGUGUGUGUGUGUGUGUGUGUGUGUGUGUGUGUGUGUGUGUGUGUGUGUGUGUAGCUCAUGUAUGGUAUCAGUUUUUUAAUAUGCCAAGCAUUUUAUUAAUGACAUGAUGGUGGAACUACUGUAAAUACAUUACCUGUACAAGAGAGAACAUUCCAUUCUUUUAGUUGGCUUUGUGUCUGUGUUUAUCUGUUAAUUGGAAUGUGCUGUGCUUGUACACACUGAAAUCCGAGCUGGCCACGGAAGCCUGCUUUGACUGACGUUUUUGGGAAUGUAUCUCUGAUGCAGUUAAAUUUUCGUGUAUAGAUUAUUUUAUUAUGUUCUAAGUGAUGAUUGGUGGUUUCAGUAUGUAUUCUGUUUGGCUGCCUCCCCUGUUCAGAAUGUGCACGUCUUGUACCUGCCAGUGACCACCCACCCCACCCCACUGCAUCGCAAUUGCCAGAACAAGAGCUGUUGAUGUCUCUGACUCAUAGUUACUGUGUUCCCAUGUGUUUAUCUCUACUCAUCCCAGAAACAUGCAACAUAGCCCAUCCUCCUCUAAUUAAAAGUGCCAAGGCCCUCAAGGCAACACUUCAACAAGUUGUAAUUAUAGUCAUCAAGUAGCCUACCAAUGUGACAAGACUCUUCAACUGGUGUUUGAGUUGGACACAGAGAUCAUUCCUUAAGAUUCUCUUGACACAAGACAUAAAAAUCUACAAUUGUUUGUUGACAGAACAUAAUUACCAGCUAUCGUUCCUUAUUCUUUAUAUCAAACAACUUUCAUACAAGCCUUAUACUUCGGUAAUCCUAAUACCAAAUGAGUUGUUCAUCCCUAAUUGUUUGCCAUGUCAGAGCAUUAGUAAGCUUUGUGUCAUGGUAUAAUGUAUAUGUUAUAAACCUGCCCCAUUUUCCUCCAGACCCAUCCACAUUAGCCUAGUCUGCUUUCCCACUUGUCCCUCACAUCUACGUCACUCAUGUUGUUUUGAGCUUUCAAUUCUUUGAUUAAAAGAGCAGGAAGAAUCAUCUACACACUAUACUGCCGAGAAGCAUUCUGAUGUAUUCUGUACAUACAGGUUUUGUAUUUAAAAGAAACAAUGCAUGCAAGGAUCCUGGAUGACCGAGCCCCGUGUGUGUGUGUGUGUGUAUAUAUCCUCUGUAUAAAUUGUGGGGUGUUUCUAAAAAAAUAAAAACAUUGGAAAACAAAGGAAAAAUAAAAUGUAAUUCUUUAAAAUAA